CCAUGUGUAUUCCGGACAGGGAACUAGCGGCUUGGGUGGAAUUCGCCUUAUUUGGACGGUGAGUUAUUUUACAGCCCGGGGCGACUUCCUGUAGGGUGUGUGACGGGGGAGAGAACAGACCAGGGACCAAGGAACCAGCGUAACUUCUUAUAGGAUCCAAUAUGUCCAAGUCCCUGAAGAAGAUAGUGGAGGAGAGCAGGGAGAAGAAUGUGCCUGAUAUUGAUAUGUGCGACAGGGGCAUCGCUAACAUGUUGGAUGUGCCCGGCCUGUUCACCCUGUCUCACAUCACACAGUUAAUUCUAAGCCAUAACAAGCUCACAACUGUUCCCCCGAAUAUCGCUGACUUAAAAAACUUGGAAGUGCUCAACUUUUUCAAUAAUCAGAUUGAAGAAUUGCCAACCCAGAUCAGUAGCCUUCAGAAGCUCAAACACCUCAACCUUGGUAUGAACAGGCUGAACGGUCUGCCUCGUGGCUUUGGCUCCUUGCCGGCUUUGGAAGUCCUUGACCUCACCUACAACAACCUGAAUGAGAACUCCCUGUCUGGAAACUUCUUCUAUCUAACCACCCUGCGUGCACUCUAUCUAAGUGACAACGAUUUUGAAACCCUGCCGCCAGAUAUUGGGAAGCUCACGAAGUUGCAGAUAAUCAGUCUUCGGGAUAAUGACCUGAUAUCAUUGCCUAAGGAGGUCGGGGAGCUCACUCAGCUUAAAGAGCUACAUAUACAAGGGAAUAGGCUAACUGUCCUGCCCCCUGAACUGGGCAAUUUGGAUCUCACAGGCCAGAAGCAGGUGUUUAAAGCGGAGAACAAUCCUUGGGUCACACCGAUUGCUGAUCAGUUCCAAGUGGGAGUGUCUCAUGUCUUUGAAUAUAUCCGCUCAGAAACCUACAAAUACCUGUACGGAAGGCACAUGCAAGCCAACCCCGAACCCCCAAAGAAGAACAACGACAAAUCAAAGAAGAUCAGCCGCAAGCCUCUGGCAGCCAAGAACAAAUAGCCGACAGGACGGCUUUACGUUAUGAGCGGUGCAUGCGGCCAAUUAUUUCUAUUUAUUUCCUGCCGCGGGAUGAAAAGGAAAUUCGUAAGGUUCUACAUUUUUGUAUAAUUAUUAUUAUUUGUAAUGCUGUGCCUUAUUUUAAUCAUAUCCUUUUA
This is a messenger RNA of Xenopus laevis (African clawed frog), 1150 nucleotides long. It is a transcript of the gene rsu1.L, whose product is annotated as Ras suppressor protein 1 L homeolog. The coding region runs from base 162 to 995 and encodes 277 amino acids. The transcript has 9 exons. Gene Ontology annotation, biological process: signal transduction. Gene Ontology annotation, cellular component: cytoplasm. The record is from RefSeq and is a predicted model, not a curated record. Lineage: Eukaryota; Metazoa; Chordata; Amphibia; Anura; Pipidae.